Molecule: messenger RNA, 1709 nt
Organism: Actinia tenebrosa (Australian red waratah sea anemone)
Lineage: Eukaryota; Metazoa; Cnidaria; Anthozoa; Actiniaria; Actiniidae
Product: amine oxidase [flavin-containing] B
Molecular function (GO): oxidoreductase activity
Source: RefSeq, a predicted model, not a curated record
AGAACGUUUCCUACAGACAGACAGACGAGUCGACAGACGAGUUUUUUGAAGAUGGAUCUUACGACUGUGGAAGUUGUGAUUAUUGGAGGAGGGCUGAGUGGUCUUUGUGCCGCAAAGCUCUUAUCCGAAAAUGGAGUUAAUGUUGUUGUCCUUGAAGCGAGAGAUCGUGUCGGUGGAAGGACACAAACCUUGCAGGAUUCAAGGUUUAAAUACACGGAUUUAGGAGGUGCAUAUGUUGGUCCAACUCAAGACCGUGUCUUGCGUGUGGCCAAAGAGCUUGGUAUAGAAACUUAUAGAGUACACUUCGAAGGCAGAGUAUCUGAAUACUUAAAUGGAAAAAGAAGGGAAUACGAUGGCGAAGUCUCCACCUGGAAUCCCAUUGCAAUUUUGGAUUAUUUCAAUCUUAUUAGAAAGCUUGAUAGCAUGUGUGAUGCAAUCGACUUAAAUAAUCCAUGGGAUUCGCCCAAGGCUGAAGAAUGGGACCGGAUUACCACGGAGGAGUUCUUCAAAAAGACAUGUUGGACGACCUACUGCAAAAAACGCAUGGUCCAGAUUUAUCACGAUGCAAUGGCAGCCGAGCCUUGGGACAUGUCACUUCUUUACUAUCUGUGGUACCUUAAAUCAUGUGAUGGCGUUCUAAGGAUUGCUGGUAUUGAAAACGCUGGCCAAGAAAGAAAGUUUGUUGGUGGAUCACAGCAAAUAAGUAUUAAGCUGAAAAACCUUCUAGGAAAUAAGGUAAUCCUAAACAGCCCUGUCAAGGAACUUGAACAAAAUACAGAACAUGUAUUUGUUACAUGUGCAAAUGGCAAGAAAUACAAGGCCAAGUAUGUAAUAAGUGCAAUGCCACAAGCUCUUCUAAACCAAAUAUCAUUUGAUCCACCACUUCCACCUCUGAAGAACCAGCUUAUCCAGAGAAUCCCAAUGGGCUCAGUGAUCAAAACCAUUACAUUUUAUGACAAGGCAUUCUGGCGAGAGAAAGACCUGAGUGGAGUUGUAAUUGCAGACUCUGAUUCUGGUCCAGUACAAGCUGCUCUUGAUGACACCAAGCCAGAUGGAUCACACCCAGCUAUUAUGGGAUUUAUUAUUGGGGAUCAAGCUCGUAAGUGGUGUACAAAAACAACAGAGRAAAGAAUGAAAGCUGUCAGUGAGCAAUAUGCUAAGGUGUUCAACUGUAAAGAUGCUCUUCAGCCUCAGCAUUAUGUUGACAAAAACUGGCCAGCUGAGAAAUAUUCAGGUGGUUGCUAUGUAAGUGUGAUGCCAUGUGGUGUUAUUACRAAAUAUGGCAAGAUGUUGAGAUGUCCUAUAGGAAGAGUGUUUUUUGCUGGCACUGAAACAGCCACAGUUUGGUCAGGAUAUAUGGAUGGUGCAGUUCAGGCAGGUGAAAGGGCAGCAAGAGAGGUACUUCAUCAAAUGGGAAAGAUUUCUGCAGACCAGAUCCAUCAAGAUGAACCUCCAUCUACAGAUGUCAUUGCUCAUCCAUGUAAACUGACUCCAUGUCAACAGUGUCUGCCCUCUGUACCUGUAUUUCUUACAGGGAUGUUCAUAAUUUGCUCUGUAGGAGGCUUUCUAUCCUACAAAUACUUGGUAAAAUAAUAAGAAUGCACAAGUUACAAUAGAAAAACAUUAGGGGGAAAUUCAUAUUUUAAAGUAAAAUAGAAAAUAGAGUUUUAGUGUGAAGUAAGUUUGAAUUAAUAAAUUUAAUAAAUUUA